Molecule: messenger RNA, 6427 nt
Organism: Ochotona princeps (American pika)
Lineage: Eukaryota; Metazoa; Chordata; Mammalia; Lagomorpha; Ochotonidae
Gene: PLXND1
Product: plexin D1
Exons: 36
Coding region: 169-5916 (1915 amino acids)
Biological process (GO): negative regulation of cell adhesion; regulation of cell migration; endothelial cell migration
Cellular component (GO): semaphorin receptor complex
Molecular function (GO): protein binding; semaphorin receptor activity
Source: RefSeq, a predicted model, not a curated record
CCGCUCGCGGGAGCCGGGCCGGGGCGCCGGGGCCGGGGGCGGCUGGCGCGGGCAGGAAGCUCCUCGCGGCCCGGGCCCGCCCCCCGCUUCUCGCCGCCUCCGGGCUCCGGCUCCCGGCCGCGCCGCGCCCCAUGCACUCGCCGCGCCGCGCAGCCCGCGCACGCCCGGAUGGCUCGUCGCGCCGCGGGCGGCGCAGCCCCUAGCUCCCGGGCGGCCGCGGCCGGGUCCCCGCCGCCUCCGCCGUCACCGCGCCGUCCGCUCCUGGGGCCCCCGCUGUGCCCUCUGCAGCUGCUGCUCCUGCUGUUCCUGGGGGCGGCGCGGGCCGGCGCCCUGGAGAUUCAGCGCCGCUUCCCCUCGCCCACGCCCACCAACAACUUCGCCCUGGACGGCGCGGCGGGCACCGUGUACCUGGCCGCCGUGAACCGCCUCUACCAGCUGUCGGGCGCCAACCUGAGCCUGGAGGCCGAGGCGGCCGUGGGCCCCGUGGCCGACAGCCCUCUGUGCCACGCCCCGCAGCUGCCGCAGGCCUCGUGCGAGCACCCGCGGCGCCUCACCGACAACUACAACAAGAUCCUGCAGCUGGACCCGGGCCAGGGCCUGGUGGUCGUGUGCGGCUCCAUCUACCAGGGCUUCUGCCAGCUGCGACGCCGGGGCAACAUCUCGGCCGUGGCCGUGGCCUUCCCGCCUGCUGCCCCACCCGCCGCGCCUGUGGCCGUGUUCCCCAGCAUGCUCAACGUGGCCGCCAACCACGCGAACGCGUCCACCGUGGCGCUGGUGCUGCCGCCGGCCGCCGGCACCGGGGGCAGCCGUCUGCUCGUGGGCGCCACGUACACGGGCUACGGCAGCGCCUUCUUCCCGCGCAACCGCAGCCUGGAGGACCACCGCUUCGAGAACACGCCCGAGAUCUCCAUCCGCUCGCUGGAUGCCCGCGGCGACCUGGCCAAACUCUUCACUUUCGACCUCAACCCCUCCGACGACAACAUCCUCAAGAUCAAGCAGGGCGCCAAGGAGCAGCACAAGCUGGGCUUCGUGCGCGCCUUCCUGCACCCGCCGGAGCCGCGGCCGGGCGUGCCGUCGUACGCGUACCUGGCGCUCAACAGCGAGGCGCGUGCGGGCGACAAGGAGAGCCAGGCGCGGAGCCUGCUGGCGCGCAUCUGCCUGCCCCGGGGCGCCGGCGGCGACGCCAAGAAGCUCACCGAGUCCUACAUCCAGCUGGGCUUGCAGUGCGCGGGCGGCGCGGGCCGCGGCGACCUCUACAGCCGCCUGGUGUCGGUCUUCCCCACGCGCGAGUUGCUCUUUGCCGUCUUCGAGCGGCCCCAGGGAACCCCCGCGGCCCGUGCUGCCCCGGCCGCGCUCUGCGCCUUCCGCUUCGCCGACGUGCGGGCCGCCAUCCGCGCCGCGCGCACCGCCUGCUUCGUGGAGCCUGCGCCCGACGUGGUGGCCGUACUGGACAGCGUAGUGCAGGGCACGGGGCCGGCCUGCGAACGCAAGCGCAAUAUCCAGCUGCAGCCGGAGCAGCUGGACUGUGGGGCGGCGCACCUGCAGCACCCGCUGUCCAUCCUGCAGCCGCUGCGGUCCACACCUGUGUUCCGCGCCCCGGGUCUCACCUCCGUGGCUGUGGCCAGCGCCAACAACUACACAGUUGUGUUCUUGGGCACCGUCAAUGGGAGACUGCUCAAGAUCAACCUGAACGAGAGCAUGCAGGUGGUGAGCCGGCGCGUGGUGACUGUGGCCUAUGGGGAGCCAGUGCACCAUGUUAUGCAGUUUGACCCAGCUGACCCUGGCUACCUUUACCUGAUGACGUCCCACCAGAUGGCCCGAGUGAAGGUGGCAGCGUGUGAGGUGUACUCCACCUGUGCGGACUGCGUGGGCGCUGCUGAUGCCUACUGUGGCUGGUGCACCUUGGAGACACGAUGCACCCUGCAGCAGGACUGUGCCAAUGCCAGCCAGCCGCACUUCUGGACAAGUGCCAGUGAGGGCCCCGGCCGCUGCCCGGCCAUGACUGUGCUGCCUGCGGAGAUCGACGUGCGCCAGGAGUACCCGGGCAUGAUCCUGCAGAUCUCUGGCAGUCUGCCCAGCCUCCGUGGCGUGGAGAUGGCCUGCGACUAUGGGAAUCACGUGCGCACAGAGGCCCGGGUUCCCGGCCCCGCCUACGGCCACCAAAUCGCCUACUGCAACCUCCUACCCAGGCACCAGUUCCCGCCCUUCCCGCCCCACCAGGACCACGUGACCGUUGAGAUGUCUGUGAGAGUCAAUGGGCACAAUAUUGUCUCUGCCAACUUCACCAUCUACGACUGCAGCCGCGUGGGACAAGUGUACCCCCACACUGCGUGCACCAGCUGCCUCUCGGCACAGUGGCCCUGCUUCUGGUGCCUGCAGCAGCACGCCUGUGUCUCCAACCAGUCUCGGUGUGAUGCCUCACCAAACCCCACGAACCCUCAGGACUGCCCCCAGAUCCUGCCCUCACUCCUGACACCUGUACCCACAGGCGGUUCCCAGGACAUCCUGGUGCCCCUGGCCAAUGCUGCUUUCUUCCACAGUGCAGCCCUGGAGUGCAGCUUUGGGUCUGAGGAGGUCUUCGAAGCUGUGUGGGUAAAUGAGUCGGUGGUACGCUGCAACCAGGUGGUGCUGCACACAACCCAGAAGAGCCGUGGGUUUCCACUCAGCCUCCAACUCAAAGGGUGGCCGGCCCGUUUCCUGGAUAGCCCUGACCCUAUAACAGUCGAGGUCUACAACUGCGCCAUGGGCAGCCCUGACUGUUCCCAGUGCCUGGGUCGCGAGGACCUGGGUCACCUGUGCGUCUGGAAUGAUGGCUGCCGCCUGCAGGGGCCCCUGCAGCCCCUACCUGGCACUUGCCCUGCUCCCGAGAUACGCGCAAUUGAGCCCCUGAGUGGCCCCCUGGACGGCGGGACCCUGUUGACCAUCCGUGGCAGGAACCUAGGUCGCCGGCUCAGCGACGUGGCCCAGGGCGUGUGGAUUGGCAACGUGGCCUGUGAGCCACUGGCUGACAGAUACAUGGUGUCAGAGGAGAUUGUGUGCGCCACAGGGCCAGCCCCAGGGGUCUUCUCAGAUGUGGUGACUGUGAACGCCUCCAAGGAGGGCAAGUCACGGGAGCGCUUCUCAUACGUGCUGCCGCAGGUCCAGUUCCUGGAACCGGAAGUGGGCCCCAAGGCAGGGGGUACCAGAAUCACCAUCCACGGGAGCGAACUCCAUGUGGGCUCUGAGCUCCAGGUCCUGGUGAACAGCUCGGAUCCUUGCACAGAGCUCACGCGCACAGACACCAGCAUUACCUGCACCAUGCCUGCUGGUGCCCUGGCAGUCCCCGUGCCAGUGUGUGUUCGCUUUGAGCGCCGGGGCUGCGUGCACGGCAACCUGACCUUCUGGUACAUGCAGAACCCGGUCAUCACAGCCAUCAGUCCCCGCCGCAGCCCGGUGAGCGGCGGCAGGACCAUCACGGUGGCUGGCGAACGCUUCCACAUGGUGCAGAACGUGUCCAUGGCUGUGCACCAUAUUGGCCGGGAGCCCACGCUCUGCAAGGUUCUCAACUCCACCCUCAUCACUUGUCCAUCACCUGGAGCCCUGAGCAACGCGUCGGCGCCAGUGGACUUCUUCAUCAAUGGCCGGGCCUACACAGACGAGGCGGCAGUGGCUGAGGAGCUGCUGGACCCUGGGGAGGCGUGGCGUGGCCGUAGGUUCCGCCUGGACUACCUGCCUAACCCCCAAUUCUCCACGGCCAAGAGGGAGAAGUGGAUCAAGCAUCACCCUGGGGAGCCACUCACCCUUGUCAUCCAUAAGGAGCAGGACAGUCUGGGGCUCGAGAGCCACGAGUACCGGGUCAAGAUAGGCCAGGUGGCCUGCGACAUCCAGGUCAUCUCGGACAGAGUCAUCCACUGCUCCGUCAAUGAGUCCCUGGGCACAGCUGAGGGGCAGCUGCCCAUCACGAUCCAGGUAGGGAACUUCAACCAGACACUUGCCACGCUGCAGCUGGGAGGCAGUGAGACGGCCAUCAUUGUGUCCAUCGUCAUCUGCAGUGUCCUGCUCCUGCUCUCCGUGGUGGCCCUGUUUGUCUUCUGCACCAAGAGCCGCCGAGCUGAGCGCUACUGGCAGAAGACGCUGCUGCAGAUGGAGGAGAUGGAGUCCCAGAUCCGCGAGGAGAUUCGCAAAGGCUUCGCAGAACUGCAGACAGACAUGACGGACCUGACCAAGGAGCUGAACCGCAGCCAGGGCAUCCCCUUCUUGGAGUACAAGCACUUCGUGACCCGCACCUUCUUCCCCAAGGGUAGCUCCCCGGUGCAAGAGACCCACCCACUGCUGGGCGAAUGGAAGGUCCCAGAGAGCUGCAGGCCCAACAUGGAGGAGGGCAUCAGCCUGUUCUCCUCGCUGCUCAGCAAUAAACACUUCCUCGUUGUCUUCGUGCACGCCCUGGAGCAGCAGAAGGACUUUGCGGUGCGCGACAGGUGCAGUCUGGCCUCGUUGCUGACCAUUGCACUGCAUGGCAAGCUCGAGUACUACACGAGCAUCAUGAAGGAGCUGCUGGUGGACCUCAUCGACGCCUCGGCCGCCAAGAACCCCAAGCUCAUGCUGCGGCGCACCGAGUCAGUGGUGGAGAAGAUGCUCACCAACUGGAUGUCCAUCUGCAUGUACAGCUGCCUGCGGGAAACAGUUGGGGAGCCGUUCUUCCUGCUUCUGUGUGCCAUCAAGCAGCAGGUGAACAAGGGCUCCAUCGACGCCAUCACGGGCAAGGCCCGCUACACACUCAAUGAAGAGUGGCUGCUGCGCGAGAACAUCGAGGCCAAGCCCCGAAACCUGAACGUGUCCUUCCAGGGCUGUGGCAUGGACUCGCUGAGCGUGCGGGCCAUGGACACUGACACACUGACGCAGGUGAAGGAGAAGAUUCUAGAAGCCUUCUGCAAGAACGUGCCCUAUUCACAAUGGCCACGCGCGGAGGACGUCGACCUGGAGUGGUUUGCCUCAAGCACACAGAGCUACAUCCUGCGGGACCUGGACGACACUUCGGUGGUGGAGGACGGCCGCAAGAAGCUCAAUACCCUGGCCCACUACAAGAUCCCAGAGGGUGCCUCCCUGGCCAUGAGCCUAACGGACAAGAAGGACAGCAACUCGCUGGGCCGAGUGAAAGACUUGGAUACAGAGAAGUAUUUCCAUUUGGUGCUGCCCACGGAUGAGCUGGCGGAGCCCAAGAAGUCCCACCGUCAGAGCCACCGCAAGAAGGUGCUCCCUGAGAUCUACCUGACCCGCUUGCUGUCCACAAAGGGCACUCUGCAGAAGUUUCUGGAUGAUCUCUUCAAAGCCAUUCUGAGCAUCCGGGAGGACAAGCCCCCACUGGCUGUCAAGUACUUUUUUGACUUCCUGGAGGAGCAGGCCGAGAAGCGGGGAAUCUCAGACCCUGACACCCUGCACAUCUGGAAGACUAACAGCCUUCCCCUCCGCUUCUGGGUGAACAUCCUGAAAAACCCCCAGUUCGUCUUUGACAUUGACAAGACGGACCACAUCGAUGCCUGCCUGUCGGUCAUCGCCCAAGCCUUCAUCGACGCCUGCUCUAUCUCUGACCUACAGCUGGGCAAGGACUCGCCAACCAACAAGCUCCUGUAUGCCAAAGAGAUCCCAGAGUACCGCAAGAUCGUGCAGCGCUACUACAAGCAGAUCCAGGACAUGACGCCGCUCAGCGAGCAAGAGAUGAACGCUCACCUGGCCGAGGAGUCGCGGAAAUACCAGAAUGAGUUCAACACCAACGUGGCCAUGGCGGAGAUUUACAAAUAUGCCAAGCGAUAUCGUCCUCAGAUCAUGGCGGCCCUGGAGGCCAACCCCACGGCCCGGCGGACACAGCUACAGCACAAGUUUGAGCAGGUGGUGGCCCUGAUGGAGGAUAAUAUCUAUGAGUGCUACAGCGAGGCCUGAGCCACACCCGGAAAGGAGCCUGUCGAGCCGCUGCUGCUGUUGCUGCUGCCACCCUGAACCCCAGCCCCACUGUAUUUGAUUCCCUGUGCCUCUGGCUCAAGCUGGAACGUGACCAGCAGCAAGGGCUUAGGGCAGGCAGGAACAAGAGGGGGCCCCUCCUGAGCCAGGCAGAGGCCUCCAUCCCCUCCAACUGCCCCCGGAUGAGCCUCGGGGCUGGAACUUUGAAUACCACAGCCUGUUCCUGGUGCGGCUCCCCCUGUCCACCAGCGCAGGGGCGGCCGGUGGGUGUACAAUGGGGAGAACAGAUUGCUGGGCCCAGAAACACUACCUCAUCCACACUGUCGCAAGGGGAGGCCUCCUUGAACCAGCCCACCAUCAGUUUCUGCUUCAGCCACCUGAAACACCCGGCUCCACCUCCUGCCCCCAGAGGGGUCCCUGGCAGCGGGCAGACGGGUGGAUGGUGUUGGUGGAGUAGGCAGUGCUUACUGCCCCAGAGGAGGCUCGGAGGAGG